Corythoichthys intestinalis (scribbled pipefish) is the source of this 6202-nucleotide messenger RNA. RefSeq names its product PH and SEC7 domain-containing protein 1-like. The coding region runs from base 233 to 3943 and encodes 1236 amino acids. Gene Ontology annotation, biological process: regulation of ARF protein signal transduction. Gene Ontology annotation, molecular function: guanyl-nucleotide exchange factor activity. Lineage: Eukaryota; Metazoa; Chordata; Actinopteri; Syngnathiformes; Syngnathidae. The transcript has 15 exons. The record is from RefSeq and is a predicted model, not a curated record.
CUGCGCUGCGGUGCGGUCUCUCCUCCACCUGACGUCGGGCGGGCGCACGCGCACGCGCCCGCGAAGAAGACGAACUGCAACUGCGGCGGGCGCGCGUAUACCGAGAUGCUGGCUGCGUGAUGUCGGACAACAUGGCCGCGAGCUUCUGUCUAGCGGUGCGGACAAGGGGGACCUAAACCCGCUCGCCGACCGACCUAAUAGCUAACCCCGUAGACAAAGCGGGACACAAAGCAUGUCCCAGUCCGGGAAUGUGCUUCAUCUGCACGCGGAGGUCGGGUCCGCCUCCGAUUGCGGCGGAGGCCGCAAAACAUCGGGGGAACGCGAAGGCGGUCUUCUUCCGGACCCCUCGGGACUCGAAGACGACGCUCGGGACCUUCCGUCCCGGCCGAGCGGCCGGAUCCCCGCCGAGACCUCCGGUCACAAUCUUCUCUCACGGUUUCCUUCCCCGGCCUCCGGAAGAUCUACGUUCGGUCAAACGCGGGGUUCUCCCGGGGUACCCGAGCGCCAGAAUACGCCGUCUGACGCCGAAACCUCCGCCGAGGAUAAGCGAUUUGACGGCAAACGCUCCGUGGUCUCCUUCAGUUAUGUGCAGAAGUCAAAGGUUAAGGCCUUACGCGGCGGUGAAAUGUCUGAACUGGGCCGCAAAAGACUCCGCGACCCCCUUUGGUGCGGCGGUCCCUCGUCUUUGCGCGGCACCGGUUCCAGAGUGACGUUCCGAGCCGCCGUGGCUCCGAGAGCCCCGGACGAUCUCCGUUACUCGGGAUCGCCGUUAUCCAGAACGGAGCGCUCGGAUUGGUCCGGGACCCGCCGUCGGUCCCGAUCCGGCUCUCCCGUGCGCUUAAUGCGCGGGUGUCUUCGGAGUCCGGCUUUAGACCGGCGGUCCGCGAGCCCGGCGCGCCGCUCCCGGAGAGUCGAGGUCACGGCAGGCUUAAAUCAGUUGAGCGGCGUCAGCGAACCCUCGGCGGGCCGCCCGAUCCGUUCCGCAAAAUCAGGACCCGCGACUCCGCAGAAAAUCCUGAAGAUGAACAUCCCGGUCCGGGUGGUCGGCUCGGAUCGGACCCCUCCCGUCGAGAGACCCCUACAUCGGUCCGUUCGGCCGCCGACCUCCGCGUCGCCGGCUCGCUCGCCGCGCCUCCGGGUCCGCCGCCCCUCUCGCCCUCCUACCGAUUUCGACUCCCCCGUCCGGGACUCCUGGCCGUCCCCGGCCGAGCUCCAACCGCCCAACUGUGCCGGCGAGAACCGGAGGGACCCGGGGUGUCGAGAAGACGCCGACGCCGCCCGCAAAAUUUUGCUCGGUUCUAGGUCGGAGGAGGCCCCCGAUCCGGGGCGGCUUAGUAGCCCGUCGCCGGAAACGGAGCCGACUCGCGACCGGUCCGGAUCUCUGAGCCCCGCGACGCGACGGAAGCGAGCGGAGAGGAGAAGGAGAGAGCGCCUCCUGCUCGGACCCGUGGUACCGGACUCGCCGGACGAAGAGAGGGACCGCUCGUGGGAGGUCCCGGGAGGAUCUUCGCCGAGCUCCAGCGGGGUGACGGGCAGUUCGGGGGACCGCCUUUCCCCCGAGUCCCUUCGAUCGAGCCGCCGGGGCGACGACAGCGGGGCCUCCACGUCUGGAAUACAGACGGACAGCGCGGCGCCCGUCCUGUCGCUGCACUGCCAGAAGAUCGCUCGGGCCAAGUGGGAGUUUCUCUUCGGACCCCCCGAGGAUGUGCUGAACUCGGCGGAAGGCUCUACGGCACCGCCGAGCGGAAACUCCAGCGAGUCGCCCCCCUCCUCCCUGCCGCUCGCUCCCAGUCAGCACGUGCGACACGUGGAGGUGGAAUCGGCGAGCCCGCGGUCGCCCGAAACGGGCGUCGUCCGCCGAACCCUAAAGUACUCGGAAACCGACCUGGACGCCGUGCCCUUGCGCUGCUACCGCGAGACGGACAUCGACGAGCUGCCGACGGACGACCCGGAUUCCGCCUUCGGGAGCAACAGGAGCCUCUGCGAGGGGAGUCCUCCCGCCUUCCGUUCCGCGGCCGGGAAGGGCCACCCGGAUGAAGAAGAGCGGGAGCAAGUAGAGGCGGCGAACCGGGCCGGCGUCAGGAUGCAAGGAAACGACAGGAACGCGGCGCGGGAACCGGAAGGAGGUUUCCCGGGCAUAAGGAGGGCGUCAGAAUGUUUCUUGGACGCCCGCCACCCGGCUCUCAAGUCACCGGUCUCGCUGUCGGGUCCAGGCCGCGCCGCCGAGGACACGUUCAGCCGCCAUUUUGAGAACAUCGUGGAGUCCGCGCGCGCCAAGGGGACGUCCUACGACAGCCUGGACGCGGACGGUCCGGCCCCCCCGGAAAGGCCCGCCCCGUCCGACGCGACGGCGGCGGCCGACUCCGAUGCCGCGCGGGUGCUGUCUGGCGAGAGGCCGGGCGGCGGCUCAGAGGGGGAGACCCCCGAGAGGCGGGAGACCGACGGACGGCGGCCGGCGGACGCGGCGGCCGCUAAACGCUUGGCCCGCCGCCUGCGGGACCUGGACGGCUUCCGCAAGACGGACGUGGCGCCGCGGCUCGGCAAGAACGACGACUUUAGCCGCCUGGUGGCCGACGAAUACCUCAGACUCUUCGACUUCUCGCGCGUCGGUCUGGACCGAGCUCUCAGGAUGUUCGCAAAGGAGGUGGCCAUCUCGGGCGAGAGUGACGAGCGAGAGAGGUUGCUCUCCCACUUCUCUCGGCGUUAUUUUCUGUGCAACUCCUCGCUUUUCUCCUCAGAGGAUGCCCUUCACACGCUGACGUGCGCGCUGGUGCUGCUCAACGCCGACCUGCACGGCUCGAAUGUGGGCGAGAAGACGUCGUGGCCGCAGUUCGUCCGCAACUUGGACGGACUCAACGACGGACGACGCUUCCCCAAACGUCUGCUCAAGGCGCUGUACAAUUCCAUCAAGAAUCAGAAGCUACAGUGGACGCUGGACGAAGAGGAACUGAGGAAGUCCUUCUCAGAACUCGGGGACAGCCUGUCCGACUCGUCCAGACCGGUCAAGGCGGCGGCGGCGGGCGGCUCCGGCGACGACGGAACGGCGGACGAGCCGGCGUCUCGCGGGACGGCGCUCUACAAGAACGGCUUCCUGGUGCGCAAAGUGCACGCCGACUGCGACGGAAAAAGAACGCCGAGAGGCAAGCGAGGCUGGAAGACCUUCUACGCCAUCUUGAAGGGUCUCAUCCUCUACCUGCAAAAGGCGAGUCCCUCCCACAAUAGUGUUUCAUUUAAGGCGGAUUCCGGCGCUAACGGCGGGCGCCGACACCGCGCGCAGGGCGAGUACCGCGCCGACAAGCCGCUGACAGAUGACGACCUGAAGAACGCCGUGUCCAUCCAUCACUCGCUGGCCAUCCAAGCGUCCGACUACAGCAAACGCGCCAACGUCUUCUACUUGCGCACCGCCGACUGGAGGCUCUUCCUUUUCCAGGCCCCCACGGCAGAACAGAUGCACUCGUGGAUCGCUCGCAUCAACACGGUGGCGGCCACCUUCUCGGCGCCGCCCUUCCCGCCCGCCGCCGGCUCCCGCGAGAAGUUUAGCAGGCCGCCGCUGCCGGGCAACGUGUCCAAACUCUCUCAGGACGAGCAGGCGCGCUCGCACGAGGCCCGUUUGCGGGCCGUGUCCUCGGAAUUGGCCGAACUGGAUUCUUGUCCGCCGGAUCGCAAACUCAAAGCCCGACAGUUGGACGACUUCCGGCGGAGGGACCAGCAUUUGCGCUUCGAGAAGACGCGCUACGAGACGUACGUGGCCCUGCUUCGGGCCAAGACGGAGGGCGGCGGCGAUGGCGGCGGCGAUGGCGGCGGCGAGGCCUCAGAGGAGGACGAGGCCGCUCUGAGCAGGACGCGCUCCAGCCCCACCCUGCUGGACGAAGGCCGGGCCGGAGAGGGCAAAGUUCGCCAGGACGUCCAGAGACACAGCUACAGACAAGCCGUCAAGAAGUGAGGGCGGUCGGGGCCUGCUGGGCUUUUACUUGGCUUUUCCCAGGACGCCCGGGAGGGGCGGAACGGCCGGGGACGGGCGCGCCCCUAUCGGCGGCCUUCGCGCCGCCCGUCAGGAACUGGAGGGAACGUGCCCCGAAGGCCGGACGCGCUACUUCUACUUUCCUUCUUUUUGCUGUCUAUGUAUUAUCCUUUUUCCGUUCUUUUCCUUCCUUUCCAACAUCUUUCCCGCGUUGUUCGUCGCUUCCUGUACAGAGACCGGAAUGCGCACCUCUUCUUUUCCCCUUUCGCUCGUCUCUUCUCCUUCCCUCAAGUAUUAGGGCCAUGUGAAGAAAGACAAAAAUGAGGCGACCGGAAUAAAAACAUCCUAUUACAACAUAAAAGUCAUACGAUUACCAGAAAAAAAUUUGUAUUCCAAGAAUAAAGUCGUUUUAUUACCUAUUUUUAAUCAGUGCAGCUAAAUAAUACCUAAAGUACACGUCAAACUAGGCGAGGUACGUAUUUUACCUUGGCCGAGGGCUACCACAAAGUACUGUAAAUCCUGACAUUGAUGAUAGAUGAAGGAUAAAAUAGCAUUUGCUCACAUGGUUGUUCACUUGACCAGAGGUGGCAAAGUGCUACUUAAAGUGGGCAAAUGAUUCCACAAAGGGUGCGAGAGGACACCUUUUCCCCAAUCUGGUGUUUUACGAGUCAGGUGCUUCUCGUUUUCCCUCAUUGGUAAAACUGCAACAAAGAUCAGGAUCCUUGAGAAGCACUUUGCCCACCCCUGACAUAGUAGCUGAAUUAUGUAUUGCGUGCAGAUAGACGUAUUAUUAGGUCAAAAAUCUAUAUUUAUUCUCAUAAUAUUACGAGAUUAAAGUCUUUUUUUUUUUUUUUUCUUUGUACGGCCUAAAUAAUUCUCCCUUCCUUUAUUCAUAUCCCCUCAUCGUCUUUUCCUUCACCUGUUAUGUUGUCGACCACCCAGCGGGAAGACGGCGCCGGAACCUUCUUUUUGCCGGUCGGCGGCCCCGCGGGACGCCUGUCGAUCGUCCUCAUUAGAUUGAUUGACAGCGUGACAACUCGGAGCAGAGCCCGCCUUCUCGCGACCGGAAUGUAUUUGACCUAGGAACUGUUCUUCGCUUUCAAAUAACCGCAUUUAUUUCAGUGCACGCUCACACGAGCGUCUGUGUCUUUUGCAUAAAUGUGCGGCUGUGUGUGAGCUGUGUGCAAGUGUUUCUUGUUCUUUAGGCAAACGCGCGGAUGUGUGUGUAUUUGGCAUUCCGAGAUGGAGCCCAAAAGACAGGUGUCAAGUGAGGUUUCCUGAAGCCACCCCCCCUUUGACGAUGGACUCGAGUCAGAUGCGGGACCGCGGUUACCAUGCGCACGGUGAGGUUACCGUGGUAACCGCAGUUCGGCUCGGAUCCCUUGGCGGCGAGCGGGCGGAAAAGACGCGUGACUUUGGUGGUCGCCAUGGCAAUGCUCGCGUCCUCCAAUGGAACGCGAUUGUUGUAAAUAAAGCAUGUUGUUUUGUUCCAUGACAUUUGGAUGCGCCAGCCCGUGUCAACGCUGCCGCCGCUUCUUCUGCUUGUUUGCCAACAUUUUCACCAAGUUGAAUUAAAAAAAAAGUUUUGGAAAUAAAGAAAAUUCAUUUGUUCUUCAUUCUGAGUGGAAACAAUCAUCACCCGGAAAGAAGUCCCUCGAAAACACUCUGACGGCUAUUAACAGCAACAGAAAAUGCCAUUUGUAGAGAGAUGGCGUGGGGACGCUCGCGUCCCGUAGAUUUUGCUCUUUAUUUUCAGGUCACUUCCUUGUUAACUCAUUGGAGACCAUUGACAGCGCUCGACGUCCAAUCCAUUCUGCAUCCUCCCGGUCCACGUGAUAGAAACGAGAAAUGAAUCUUCUCCGGUUUCCUGAUUAAAAAUGGCUCAUUCAAUCACGGAAAACGAGCCUUAAUUCGAUAAGUAAUGUGAUUAUAAUAAUAUCAUUUCCAUCAACAAAAGUCGGAAAGCGUUUGUCGAGCCUUUUGCUCAGCAGGUUGACCGACAGAAGCUUCUCUCUCGACUGUAAAAAAAGCAGCCGAAAGGUGUAUGGGGGAGCUUCUUUGUAAACUUGUGUUCAAAUCAUUCACCAAACGUUAUACCGUACUGCACGUAACACGUCACCUUUGCUCAUUAAUAUUCAUGAUGUUAGCAACUGUUGCUUGGGGGGGGUCAAACUCGCGUGUAUCCCUCAUGCUAGAUGCAUGUAAACAGUGUACAAACAUGAUGUUUACUGAGCUAAACCU